Messenger RNA from Stegastes partitus (bicolor damselfish), 3381 nucleotides. RefSeq names its product phospholipid phosphatase 3 (gene plpp3). Gene Ontology annotation, biological process: signal transduction; cell-cell adhesion; phospholipid metabolic process. The record is from RefSeq and is a predicted model, not a curated record. Gene Ontology annotation, cellular component: plasma membrane. The coding region runs from base 413 to 1351 and encodes 312 amino acids. NCBI's taxonomy places the organism in Eukaryota, Metazoa, Chordata, Actinopteri, Pomacentridae. The transcript is spliced from 7 exons. Gene Ontology annotation, molecular function: phosphatidate phosphatase activity.
GGGGAACUUGAAGAGAGCAGGGGGAGGAGGAGGAGAAGAAGGAUUGAUAUAACAAGAGGGGCUGUCGAUGCGCAAUUCUCACUCCAAGUCUUUGAACCAACACCGAUAACGGGGAGCGGGCUUUCCAUUCAUUUUCGGGCGCAGGCAACUUUUCUUUCUUGAGUCCGUGGCGCUGGUCCGUUUCACCACAGAAUACAAAUCUAUUUUUAUUUUAUAUUUUUGUGCGUAAAAAGCGAAGUACGAGACAGCGAGGCAUCGGCAGAUCCGAAACUUUUGAGAGACGCCAACCUUGCGCGAAGUUUGUCUCUUGUUGAACAUUGCAUGACAUUUGUUUGAAGGACUUGAGAGCCUGACAGAGUUUCUUCACCUACCGCGUGGUGUGGGAUUUGGAGCCGAAACGGGGAGUUCUCAAAUGCAAAAGUACAUGUAUGAGAAAGCGAUGGCCCAAGAGACAAGGAACGGAGGAACCUCUACCUUAAAUAACAACAAUGGUGUUGACAACAGCAAGAAGAAGCUGCUCAUAGCGCUCGACAUCUUCUGUCUUUUACUUGCCAUGCUGCCGACCCUGGUUCUGCACCGCACCUCUAUUCGUCCGUACCAGAGGGGUCUUUACUGCGGUGACUCCAGCCUGAACUACCCCUACAAGAGAAGCACCGUACCCUCCUCAGUGCUCAUUUCUGUUGGCUUGACACUGCCCGCGGUGUCUAUUGUGAUUGGGGAAUGCUACAGGAUUCACCAGCUACAUGAGGGAACCAAGUCAUUUGUUGGGAAUCCCUACGUUGCGGCUCUCUACAAACAGAUGGGUGUGUUUCUCUUUGGCUGCGCCGUUAGCCAGUCAUUCACAGACAUCGCCAAGGUGUCGGUGGGUCGGAUGAGACCUCACUUCUUAGAUGUGUGUCGACCAGAUUUCUCCACCAUCAACUGUUCACUGGGGUACAUCACCAACUACACCUGCGCUGGUGAAGAGAGCGAAGUACAGGAGGCCAGGAAAUCCUUCUUCUCAGGACAUGCCUCUUUCUCAAUGUUUACCAUGCUUUACCUGGCUUUUUACCUCCAGUCCAGGUUUACAUGGCGUGGCGCUCGCCUCCUCCGCCCUUUGCUCCAGUUCACCCUGCUGAUGAUGGCCUUCUACACCGGCCUGUCCCGCGUCUCCGACCACAAGCAUCACCCGACCGAUGUCCUGGCAGGCUUUGUGCAGGGAGCCCUGGUGGCCUACUGCAUAGUGUUCUACGUGUCAGACCUGUUUAAGCCCAGGGUGAAGCCAGCCACGCCCCCGCCCUCCCCGAUCAAGAAGGAGCUGCUCCCUUCAUCCGACAUCAUCGAGAGGAACAACCACCACAACAUGGUGUGAGAGAGGCCACGUCUUCUUCCUGUGACCGAGGAGCCAAUCACAGCGCUGCUCAACUCCCAUCGGACAGUAGAAUGUAGCGACAAGAGACUGUAGCUGCUUCUUAAAUGGCAUCCUCCUCCCUUUCGCAGUGCCCAGCUAGGUGCUUUGUGGACUAGGGUGUCAGAUUUGAGAUUUGCACAGCAGAGUCCACUCUUACUAUCCAGACUUGUUAUUUACUCUAACUACUAAUCAAACUUUUGAGCCCAUCCUUUUGAGCACAAACAGAAAAGAAUUGGAAGCUAAAAUAGAAAACCUAAUUAAAAAAACAAACAAACUGAUGACUUGACAGGCAGAGCUGAGGGUGUGGAGGUUUGAUGAAGUUUAACCACAUGAAGGGAAGAAAAACACAAAUGAAGAAAAGACAAAAAAGUUAAGAAAAAAAUACAAACCCCCUGCCUAGGGAGAGAGUGAUGCUUCCUCUCUGACUCUCUGUGGCCUUGGAACGCCGUAGGACAACAACUUCCUUAGCGAAGGGAAGGAUAUUACUGCAUAGAAAUAUUAACAGGAUAGAAAAAUAUAACUUAUAGCACUGUUUCAACUUCAUUAUCCAUUAUCACCACUUGCUGCCUGAGAUGUCUGACUGAAGAAAAACUUGAACAUGCUGAUGUCGCGAGACAGAAACACUGAGUCCAAGUAAGAAUAACGAUAGCAUAGCAUGACUUUUAAUAGAAUAACCCUGAAUAGGCCAGGGGAUCACACUCUGAUCUUUUUUAGGCCUUUGAGCCAGAUCAGUUCUUUCUACUCUGGAAAGUGAAGCCCUCCAACCUCACAUACUUUUGUCUCCAGAUCAGCACGUCAAGCUUUUUGUAGCAGACUUUCAGAGCGGCCCAAACCCGGGAUGUUGCAUUUUUUUUUUUUUUUUUUUUGAGGGUUAGAUGUAGAAACGGGGGGGUGAAUUCUGUGGAAUGUGAGGCAGACCUCACAGGCUCCCAGCAUCCUGGUGAGAGGCGUGGCUGUGCCAUGCCGCUCCCAGGUGAUGGGGCCGUCUGUCCGGCUUCCUAACCAGGAAGGGGGCAGGUGGGCAGAGUGAAGGGGUGCGGUCUGUCACCGUGGAAAGAGGGUGAUGAUUUACAGCUAAGCUGGCACAUUAUUUUGGGAUGAUUUGGGCUCUUUCCGCUGGCAGGGAGGGGCUCUCACCCACCCAAUCACUCAUUGGCAAUGGAUGUUUGUCUCUCAGUGUGUGUACGUGUGUGUGUUGUGUACAAUCUUGUGUGGGUACGCCUGUGCUUGUACAUCUUGUGAGUGUGCUUGUGUGUUUGCAUACGUUCGAGCGCUGUGCCCUGUGAAAAGGACCCCCCCUCUUGAUAAACUGUGUGUCAAAUGAAACAAAAAUGUGUGUGUGUGUGUUUGUGCGUGCGCGUGUGUCAAAAGAGCGAGCGAGCAGGUGAACGUUAUAAAAACUGUGGAUCUAAUAUUUCUAUUCUCUGCUAAGAAGCAUCUUUAACCUUGCAUGUUUAUAGCCUGUCCUGUAUAAUCACUAACAGUUGUACAGUACCAGACGCAGAAGUCCUUUUUAUUUACAGCCUACUCAGAUAUCCUCCUCCAACAACACACUCCGCCAUGUUGCACAUCUUUCUCAUCGUAUAGUCCGUCCUAUCAUUUCACAAAGCCGUUUUCACUCUCUUUUUAUAAAUAUAUAAAUAAUGUAUAGAUCACUAAAAUUAACUCUGUAAGAUAUUGUUUCUUAACAUGUUUAGAUAUAUCCACUAUGAUUACAGACCUGUGUUCUUUACAAAAAAAGUGCUGCUUAAAAAGCAUCGAUUGACAGAUUUUUGUAUCUAGAUAACUAAACUAUUGUAGAUUGUUAUAGUUACGUUUGUAAUAUGCAUUCAAAAAAAAAUACACCCACAAUUGUAUUAAAAUUCAAUAUUAGUAUUUUUGUAUUGUCUUGUUUUUUGUACAAAAGAAAUAGUAGAAAUGCUGUUUUUUUCUGCUAAAUGUACUUAGCUCCAUUACAUGUGCUUUUAAAUAAAAAGCUCAUUAUGAAUACA